Megalops cyprinoides (Indo-Pacific tarpon) is the source of this 6315-nucleotide messenger RNA. It is a transcript of the gene arhgap5, whose product is annotated as Rho GTPase activating protein 5. Gene Ontology annotation, molecular function: GTP binding; GTPase activity. The coding region runs from base 493 to 4995 and encodes 1500 amino acids. Gene Ontology annotation, biological process: signal transduction. NCBI's taxonomy places the organism in Eukaryota, Metazoa, Chordata, Actinopteri, Elopiformes, Megalopidae. The transcript has 7 exons. The record is from RefSeq and is a predicted model, not a curated record.
GAGAGCAGGAUCUAUCCGUCGCCAUUACUGACUGGAGUGAGAGGGGAGGGAGCACGGCUCGGAUUACAUACACUACUAAAAAUACGAAAAAAUAAAUAAAGCCAACACUUUUUUGGAAUCUGGGAGGAUUUACUUUAUGUCGGGUUUCUACAGAAACGGCAGAAAAGUACAUCGGGUUUGAAUACGAGAUCAAAUCGAGGAGAAUAUAUAUUUGAAAAGAAGACACGGGAAUGCUACCGCUUUUUCGUGGUGUCGGGAGCUGGAAGCGACCAUGUUAGGGAGGUGAUAAGAGGGGAGAAGCAACUGCCCCCCAGCCCAGAGUGAGGAUCCAGGAGAGAGGAAGGGAUCUGGUCAGUCCAGAGAAAGCCAUGGGUGCACACCUCCUCUAACCGCCCCCCUCUCUCUCCCACCCAGAUGGGAGCAGGACAAUAGCCCUGUUGGAAAAAAAAAACACUUUGCUGUAUGUGACAAGGCAAUGAGAGGGGGGAUCUAAUGGCCAAGAACAAGGAACCCCGCCCCCCAACAUAUGCUGUGAGCGUGGUGGGGCUCUCAGGGACUGAGAAAGAGAAGGGCAACUGUGGUGUGGGCAAAUCCUGCCUGUGCAACAGGUAUGUGCGUCCCAAAGCAGAUGACUACUACUCGGAGCACACCUCUGUGUUGAGCACAAUAGACUUUGGAGGGCGCGUGGUCAACAACGACCACUUCCUGUACUGGGGCGAAGUACAACACAGAGGUGACGAUGGCCUGGAAUAUAAAAUCCAGGUCAUUGAACAGACUGAGUUCAUUGAUGAUCAGACCUUCCUGCCCCACCGCAGCACAAACCUACAGCCCUACACCAAACGGGCCGCAGCCUCCAAGCUGCAGUCGGCCGAGAAAUUGAUGUACAUUUGCACAGACCAGCUGGGGUUGGAGCAGGACUUUGAACAGAAGCAAAUGCCUGAUGGAAAGCUGAACAUUGACGGCUUUGUCCUGUGCAUAGAUGUCAGCAAGGGCUGCAAUAGGAAAUUUGAUGAUCAAAUGAAAUUUGUCAAUAGCUUGUAUUCUCAAAUGGCAAAGUCGAAAAAGCCAAUAGUCAUCGCUGCCACAAAGUGUGAUGAGUGUGUGGAGCAGUACCUAAGGGACCUCCAGGCCUUUGCGUCCAACAAAAAGAACUUGUUGGUGGUGGAGACAUCUGCCAAGUCCUGCGUUAACGUGGACGUGUGCUUCCAGGCGCUUACUCAGCAGAUGGACAAAACGCGAGGCAAACCCAAAACCAUUCCGUAUUUGGAUGCCUACAAGAUCCAGAGGCAGCUGGUGGCGACGGUGACCGACAAGUUUGAGAAACUGAUUGUGCAGACAGUCAAAGAUUACCACACAAGCUGGAAAGCUGUAAGUAAUAAGUUAAAAAACCACCCCGAUUACGAGGAAUACAUAAAUUUAGAAGGCACAAGGAAGGCUAAAAACACCUUCUCGAAGCACAUAGAACAGCUGAAGCAAGAGCAUAUCAAGAAAAGGAGAGAGGACUAUUUUUCCAGUCUGCCAAAAAUUCUCAAUAACCUGCUAAGCAACCUGGAGGAGAUUGAGAAGCUGAGCUGGUUGGAAUCUCAGAGCCUUCUGAAGAGCAGGGCCGAGUUUCAGUUCUGGUUUGUAGUUCUGGAGCACACUCCCUGGGAUGAGACAGACCAUAUUGACAAAGUAAAUGAUAGAAGAGUGCCCUUUGAUCUUCUUAGAACUCCGGAAGGGGAAAAGAUUUAUCAAAACCAUGUCCAGCAUUUGAUUGCAGAGAAAAGGAGGGUGGAGAUGAAGGAAAAGUUCAAGAAGACCCUGGAACGGGUGCAUUUUAUCAGCCCAGGACAGCCCUGGGAAGAGGUCAUGUGUUUUGUCAUGGAGGAUGAAGCCUAUAAGUAUAUCAGUGAAUCUGAUCGCAGGGAUGUUUACAGCCGGCACCAGCGGGAAAUAGUUGAAAGAGCCAAAGAGGAAUUUCAGGAAAUGCUUUUUGAGCAUGCUGAGCUGUUUUAUGACCUGGAUUUGAAUGCCACCCCUAGCUGUGACAAGAUGAGUGAGAUCCACUCAGUGCUCAACGAGGAGCCCAGAUACAGAGCCUUGCAGAAGCUGGCCCCUGACAGAGAGUCGCUCUUGCUCAAGCACAUCGGGUUUGUCUAUCACCCCACUAAGGAGACCUGUCUCAGUGGCCAAAGCUGUGUGGACAUGAAGGUGGAGCAGGUCCUCGCUAACAGGCUAGUGCAGCUCGACCACGGACGCUCUAAUCUGUACCACAGUGCCAACAUAGAUAAAGUUAAUCUGUGUCUGCUGGGCAGGGAAGGUCUAGCACAGGAGUUGGCGAAUGAGAUCAGGGCGCAGUCCACAGAUGACGAGUACACCCUAGAUGGGAAAAUCUAUGAGCUGGAGCUCCUGCCCAUCGAUGUCAAUUCGGCAUUGCUUUUGAAUCAUUCCUGGACAUCAACUUUCAAACCCCAUGGUUGUUUCUGUGUCUUCAAUUCUAUAGAGUCCCUAAAUUUUAUUGGUGAUUGUGUGGGGCGGAUCCGAGCUGAGAUUGCUCAAAACAGAAGGGACAGAUAUGCACCACCAUUGCCAUUUAUUUUAAUCUUAGCGAACCAGAGGGACAGCAUUUGCAAAAACAUGCCUAUCUUGAGGCAUCAGGGCCAACAGCUUGCAAAUAAGCUACAGUGUACUUUUGUAGAUAUACCCUCGGGUACUUUUCCACGGAAAUUUAAUGAGUUCCAAAUAAAACAGGCUCUAAGAGGAGUACUAGAGGGACUAAAGCACAACUUUGAUGUCAUGAGCCCAGUCCCCUCCAUCAAGGACUUGUCAGAGACUGACUUGAGGAUUGUUAUGUGUGCCAUGUGUGGAGAUCCAUUCAGUGUGGACCUCAUUCUCUCACCUUUCUUGGAUUCACAUUCCUGCAGCGCUGGCCAGCCCGGCCAAAGCAACACUCUGGUCCUUGACAAGAUCAUUGGGGACAGCCGCAGACGGAUACAGAUCACUGUCCUCUCGUACCAUUCGUCCAUUGGAAUCAGGAAAGACGAGCUGGUUCAUGGCUAUAUCCUUGUCUACUCAGCGAAGCGCAAGUCCUCCAUGGCCAUGCUGAGGGCGUUCUUAGCUGAGGUCCAGGAUGUUAUCCCGGUCCAGAUGGUGGCCAUCACUGACAGCCAAGCUGACUUCUUUGAGAACGAGGCCAUCAAAGAGUUGAUGACUGAGGGGGAGCACAUCGCCACGGAGAUCACGGCCAAGUUCACGGCACUGUACUCUCUCUCCCAGUACCACCGGCAGACAGAGGUCUUCACACCGUUUUUCAAUGAGGUGCUGGAGAAGAAGAGCAGCAUUGAGGGCUCCUUCAUGUUUGACAGCAGUCGGGAGGGCACCGGUGCCAGUGAGGAUGUCUUUCCUCAGUCGCCCCAUGGCCACUCACCCGCCUACAGCUAUUACCCUGACUCAGAGGAUGACACGGAGGCCCCGCCCCCCUACAGCCCCAUCGGCGAUGACGUGCAGCUGCUGCCCACCCCCAGCGAGCGCACAAAGUACCGGAUUGACCUGGAAGGUAAUGAGUACCCCGUCCACAGCACACCUGUUGGCGAGCACGAGCGGAACCACAAAGUGCCUCCCCCUGUCAGGCCCAAGCCAGUUCUGCCCAAACACAAUGUGAAGAAGCUGGACCCGAACCUGCUGAAGACCAUUGAGCAAGGCAUGAGGAGUACCCGGCGGGUGCGUGCCCCCCUGGCCCACAGUGACGACGUGGAGGCCUCAGACAACUACGCCGAGCCGGCCGAUACGCUCCUGAAGUCUAAGGGCUUCAGCGAUGACAUCUACGCCGUUCCUGAGGACAGCCAGAGCCGGAUUGUCAAGAUGCGCAACUCUUUUGGGGGGCUCCACGGCCCGCACGGGGAUGAGGAGAAUGGCUUUGACCGCAUAUCCAAGUCCCAGGGCAGCAGGAGGCCCUCAAAGUACAAGCACCGCUCUAAGAUCCUCUUCAGCAAAACAAAAGCCUAUCACCGGCGGGCGCACUCAGACGCCAGUGAUGAUGAGUCGGGCCCUGCGCUUCAGAAGAAGAAGAAGGGUAGGGGGCACCGGGGCAGCGAGGAAGACCCCCUACUUUCCCCUGUCGACCCCUGGAAGGGAGGGAUAGAUAACCCUGCCAUCACCUCGGAUCCAGAGCAGGAUGACAAGAAGAUGAAGAAGAAGAAGCCACCAAAGACAAAGGAACCCAAAAAGCCAAAAUCAAAGGCCACCAAGCCGUUGUACCCCCCCACUCGGAGGAACUGGGAGAGCAACUAUUUUGGGGUGCCACUUCAGAACCUGGUCACUCCCGAGCAGCCCAUCCCAUUGUUCAUAGAGAAGUGUGUGGACUACAUUGAGCGCACUGGGCUAACGACAGAGGGCCUUUAUCGCGUUAGCGGAAACAAAACGGAUCAGGACAACAUCCAGAAGCAGUUUGAUCAAGACCACAGCGUGGAUUUGAUGGUCAUGGACGUGGCUGUCAACGCGGUGGCGGGCGCUCUCAAGGCCUUCUUUGCGGAUCUCCCUGACCCCCUCAUCCCUUACAACCUGCACCCGGAGCUGGUGGAGGCAGCCAAAAUUGUGGACCACAUAGAGAGACUGCAAGUGCUGAAGGAAAUCGUGCAGAAGUUUCCACCAGUCAACUACGAAGUUUUCAAAUAUGUAAUCACUCAUCUCAACAGGGUAAGCCAGCAGAGCAAGACCACGCUGAUGACUGCGGACAACCUGUCAAUCUGUUUCUGGCCCACACUGAUGCGGCCCGACUUUGAGAAUAAGGACACGCUGUCCACUACCAAGCUUAACCAGUCGGUCAUCGAGUCCUUCAUCCAGCAGAGCCAGUACUUCUUCUAUGGUGGGGAGAUAGCUGAGCCGUCCAGCGCCGAGGGCACGCCCCCACCACACCCCCACAGCAUGGUGGAGUCCCUGGUGCCCCUGCAGCUGCCGCCCCCACUGCAGCCCCAGCAGAUCCAGCACCAACUGCAGCCCGACCCACUAGUGUAGUGCCCCUCCCCCCUAACAGCCCUGCCCCCAACAUGCGCGCAUGCACACACACACACACACCUGCCCUCAGAAACUGUUCUGGGAGAGAAUGAGAAGACAGUGCCCUCUAGCUGCAGAUCAUGCACACACAGCUAAGGAAAAACGGCUUGCUUUUGGGAUCCAGCACCCCAUUUUCUUUUUUUGCUCCCCCCCAAGUCAGACCAUAUCCAUGGCAGCGUAAUCCCAGCAACGUUUUCCACUCUUUCUCUUUUGACACCACACUGCAGACCUGUUGUGCAUUUGGAGUCUGGGGGACAAACACAGGCGUGAGGAAGGUGGUGGUGGUGGUGGUGGUGUGUGGGGGGUCUCUGUUCACCCGUGCCCUACUCGCCCACUGCAUGCCUCCUUGGCAACAUUGCAGGAACAGUAACUAACGCCCCCUGGCCCUACUCCCCUACUCUCACUUUCUGCAAAGCCAAGGAAAAGAAGUUUCUACAAGUUUUUGUUUUUGCAUUUUUAAAGCAGAGACUGUCAUAUUCGUGUGUGAAUGGUGUAUAUGACAUUACACUUUCGACCUGUUUUAAUGGCUAUUCCUGGAACAUUUGUGUGUGUUUGCUUAUUUUUUAUCAUUUGACAAUGAACUUUUUUAUGCGUAUUGUUUUUGUUGGAGACAGUAAAUGGCUGCAGAUGGCAUUUGUGUCGCAUGACAGAGAGUGUAUGUAUGGGGGUGUGUGUGUGGGCACACGCGUGUGUAUGUGGGUGUGUGUGCGUGCAUGUGCGUGAGCUUUUCCUCUCUGGGCUCCCAAUGCCUUGCACUGUUUGGGAAUCUGAGUGAAAAGGGGUGUGGUGCACACCCAGGCCGAGCUGACCACUCUCACAACCCUCUCCUGGCGGAUCAGAACCUGUGGAAUCGCUAAACUUCUGAAGGGAGCACCCCAUUGGACCCUGGGUGGAACACCUCUGCGGACACACAACCGUUGCAAAGCAUUCUGGCUUUUUCUGUUCCUUUCCAUUUGAAUUUUACUUAAUCAGAAAUGUCUUAGUGCUACUCGCUUUCAUGCAAUAGGAGAUAUUUGUAUAGUUCCUUUGUUUGUUAAGCUAAAUUUGCAUGUCUUUUACCUCUUAAAUUGACAAACAAAAAAGCAUUUGAUCUUGUACACAAACUUAAUCAUUUUCAUUCAAAAUUAUUUUCUUAACUUGGAUGAGGGGAACAUUAAAUGGGGCAGGGGGAAAGGAGUUGUCAAAUUAUAUUUUCAUUUUUUCAUGCAAAGUGUGAAGCCUUUUAAUAGUUUACCAUAAUCAUCUGGUCUAUAAUAUUUUUAACCAAAUCAGGAUAAUUCC